Messenger RNA from Pocillopora meandrina, 21274 nucleotides. NCBI's taxonomy places the organism in Eukaryota, Metazoa, Cnidaria, Anthozoa, Scleractinia, Pocilloporidae. The record is from the annotation of a GenBank genome assembly.
AUGGAGCUUGAAAAAACACCUUUUGCGAUUGUUUUUGUUGUGCAGGCUUCCCUGAUAAUUUGUCUCUCUUUGCAGGAGAUUGCUCAACUUGACCUCCUCUGCAAACAGCUAUACGAAGCUACCGAUACCGUGACAAGAAAUGCGGCGGAAAGGGCGCUCUCCACUUUCACAAACUCCCCUGACUGUCUGACCAAGUGUCAAUAUCUUUUGGAGCGCGGGAGUGUAAGUUUUCUCAUAACAUCUUUGCAGCUUACAAUGUAACGGAUAUUUUGUUCACAAAAAAGUGUUUAUUGUUUCAGUUUGUGUACUUCUGGACUAUAGCCUGAUGCCACUAUGCUUGGUUUCGCGCGCGUAAUUAAUUAUAUCUUUAGGGCAUUUUUCCUUGUCUGUUACCUAUCUAAUUCCCGUGCUAAUUAUCACGUGCGUUUUUGCAUACCGCAGAAUAAAAAUCCUAUUUAUUUAAAUGUUUUGGUUUUGAUGUGAAUACUCUUACAGAUUGUCAUCAUUUAAUUUUAUUUGUCAUUUAAGUUUGUUCUUUUUUAUUUGCACGUGCAUGUGCCAUGCUUGACGUAUUAAUUUUUUUUAUUAUUACUCUAGUAAAACAUGACGCCUAGUCGAUUCAAAUGUAAACGUUUCUCGGUAUCUAAACGUCAAUCAGAUUGUAUUUCAUGACAAGAUGAUUGCAGUGCAUUAUGUGUGAAUGCUGUAUUUCCAUCCUAAUGUUGCAAACAGUCAUACUUUCUUUCGUGAAAUUCUGUACUUCUGAUUUGAGAACCUUAUUUUACACUUAAUAAUGAAUACUUUUUGACAUUCAUAAUCAAAAGUAGCAGUAGCCAUGAUCAAAUUUCCCAAGUAGACACUCUGGUGUCACCCUCAGGUGAUGAUGUCAGAAAAGAGACUUUGGAGAUAGACGUUUAGCAAUGAUUGGGAUAGGUAGCACAUAGGAAAUAAUUUUGUGGGCCAUAAUUCUUGGUCGUAUUUUUAGUUACUAGGUAAAGUCUGCACAUUGAGAUUGAAGCUUUCAAAAAUACAACUUAAUGUAUCGAAAACAAAUAAACACAUCUCACAGCACUGCUACUAAACCCCUUACAUUUUAAAAUUCUAUUUUCCAGUCUUCCUAUUCCCAAUUGAUAGCAGCAUCCUCUUUGACAAGACUUAUCAGUAAGAACACAACACUUCCUGUGGAACAAAGACUUGACAUGCGUAAGUUUUUCAGCUUGGUUUUUAGGGAAAGUUGACAAUGAUGGUAGGACAGGGUGGAGUCGAAUUCAGUCUGCAAUCCUGCAGUUUGUUAUGUAUGCAGUUCAUUUGCCAGGAUCAUCUUGUUAUCUUGUCACUUAUAUCUCAUCCACAAAAUCAUAAUAUGAUUACAUUCAAUUGUGAACACAAUCCUUUAAUGAAUAUAUAAUCCUUAAAAAAAAAUACCAACAUGUGGCCUAGCUGGUAGUGACAUUCAACUAGUAUCUGGUAGGCAUGGGUUCCAGCGCCAUGAAAGAGGGAGGGAAAAGGGUAAUGCAUGAUACAGGAUUAAGUGUUUGAAAUUUUCCUGACCAGUGAAAAUACAAAAUUAUAAUCCAGUAAACUGUGAAUUUUUUGUGAGACACAAACCUUUAAGUUGUUUAUCUGAUCUUAUCUCUUAUCUUCAUUAUCACUGUUUUUACUAUUUGAUGUAUGUAAAAUGUAAGAAGGACCCCCCCCCCCUUACCCUAGUCAUCAAAGCCUUAAUCUUUUCAGCCUUCCUUUUCUGAAAUUUCUUUACUCACAGUUCACCAGCAGGAAUCAUUUUAUUACUUGUAAAUUUAAAACUUUCAUUUUCCAGAAAUGAGUUUAAGGGGCUCUAUUUUAUGCUCAGCCAAAUGUUUUAUCUUGAUGCUGAUUUCUGUGAAGGUUGAUAUCAGUGGCUAUUCCAUGAAUUUUUUUUUUAUCAAUAAAUUAUUAAAGUACUUUUACAGAUUUAAAAUAACUCAGAUUGUUUAUGGUGUUUCAGGUAACUAUGUUCUUAAUUACCUUGGAACAAGGCCAAACCUUGCUACUUAUGUCUCACAGUCACUAAUACAGGUGAUUAAAUUUAGAUAAGCUUUGGCUGAAGUAAAUGCUGGGUGUUAAUUAGAUGUCAGUGUUCAGAGAAUUCUCUGGCUACCAUGCAGAAUUCUCUUGCUACUGUGCCGAAUUCUCCCGCUAAAUUUUGAUGGGCAGAGUUACUUUUUUUAUUAAGAUAUGGAGAAUAGCUAGAGGAUAUUACAUGGAUGGGUGUGGAUACAAAUUUUAUCUUUGAUUGUUAAGUCGAAAUUAUCAACAAGAGAAGAUAAUUUGUACCCACUGGCAAAGAUGUAAAGUUCUGUUUAUCCUAUCAAUGCUGAUUGCAUAUUUGACUCAAAGACAAUUUUGAAACAUGUACUGAGAGCAGUGAAUGCUAUGUGCAGAGAUAACUGCACAGUAGUGCUGAAACUCAGCUCAUUGGAAACGGUUUAUGGUCAUUUCGCCCUCAGUCACUUCACUCCAACCAAAAGUCAGUUUGCUCUAUAAUUGAAGUUACUUCGCUCCAUACAAAAGUUACUUUGCUCCAUGUUACAAGUCAGGUGUAUAUAUGCUUACAAGAUUCUAUUUGCCUAACUUAUGUUAUACAAUCUUGACAACAUGUUUGUAAUUGUUCAUUUCACUCGCCCUAAUCUCUCUCUGUCCCCCACACCAUGCUGAUGUUGUUGAUGCACUCAAAAUGCACUCGAAUUUUAAGAAGUGUAUAUAUGCUUACAAGAUUUCAUGUUGUAGUCAUCUGUUUUAUAAAUACCAUCUUGAUGCAUUCAAAAUGUGCUCGAAUUUCAAGAAGUGUAUAUAUGCUUACGAGAUUGUAUGUUAUAGUCAUCUGUUUUAUAAAUACGAUCUUGAAAUGUGCUUGAAUUUCAAGAAGUGUAAAUAUGCUUACAAGAUUGUACAUUAUAGUUGUCUUAUUUACAAAUACGAUCUUGAUGCCAUGCUGAUGUUGUUGAUGCAAAAGUUGCAAAAUGAUAUUUCGUGUUACCAAGUGUAAGCAAACAUAAGUGGAAGCUGCAUUAGUUAAUAAAUCUGAACUGGCAUAAGUUCAAAAUCAGUCCAACUCCAACAUCAAAACAAAAGGUUCACAACAAUAUUUCACUAAUUUCUUACAUGGAGAGAAGUAACUUUUGUAUUGAGGGAAGUGACUUCGAUUAUGGAGUGAACUGACUUUUGGUUGGAGCAAAGUAACUGGGGGCAAAAUGACCAUGGGGCGAAGUGACCGGAUACCACUGAAAAGCUACCACUCUUAACUUCUGACAUAAAACAAAACAAUUUUUCAGAGUUGGUGUGUAAGACCUAUAGCUGUAACUGGCUGGAAAGAUUAUUAAAAGUAAUUUUAUUUGGGUCAUUUUCUGUAGUAUUUUACAAAACUAAUUUUUUCAACUUUUUCAGCUUCCAGCUUUGAGUUUGAAUAUGCUGGAAUGAGAUUGUUAUUGUAUUUAGUAUUUCGUGAUUAAUUUUUAUUUACUGUGUUUCUAAUUUUUUUUUUGCUCCAUUUUUGUCUAGUUUCUUGCCAGGCUGACAAAAUUGAGCUGGUUUGAUGUGCAGAAAAAUGAUUUGGUGUUUAGAACCAUUGUAGAAGAUGUGGGAAAAUUUAUUCAGGUAAUUCACUUGAUUGGUAGCUAUUUCUUAGUGCAUGGAUGCACACAUAGUAGCUGAUUAUGAAGUUCAAGUCAAAAUGAUUUCAAUCCUUUCCAUUUGUUUUCUGCUGUGAUCUAAGGCAGUUAUGAGGAGGAAUUCAUUUUUUUGUCACAUUCCCACCCCACCCCCCCCCUGCCACAACUACAAUCAAGCUUUUACAUGUGGUCUGGUAUCAUUCAACUUUAUUAAAGAAACAUGCUUCAUUUGACAAGUAACUGUAUUUGUUACUUUCUAGGGAUCUGUGGAUCACUGUAUUAUUGGAGUGCAUAUACUGUCACAGUUGGUGUGUGAGAUGAACCAGGUAUGAAUAAUUCAGUAUGUAUAAGUCUGUAAAAAUAUUGGAUCCUCUCUUAGCCCUGAAAGCUAUGCUGUAGAGCCAUCAUGCAGAUAGACACCUUCCUUAUUGUACACCAAUUGCUCUAGUCAGGGGAAAAUUAGCACAGGGUUGAAAAUAACUCUGGAUUUCAUUGUUCUUCUUUCUCUCCAACCUCUUAACCAAUCAGAUGAUAACUGGGAACAUAAUUAUUACCACAAACAAUUAGAGGUUAUUUCUAAUGACUCUGACAAAAAAAAAACAACAACAUUGGCGAUUCCUAACAAAAGGUCAAUAUAAUAAGUUGCAAUUGCACAAGUUUUCAUGGAGCAUUCACUUACCAGGUUAAAGUUAAACUGAAGUAAUUCUGGAUUACCUUUGAUGCUAAGCUGAAAAUCACUCUAAUAGUGACUUGGCCACUCAGGGUGUUGGACAAGAUGAAUUGGUAAAGAGGGGAAGGUUCAGCAGACCUUUAGCAAUAACAAUGAUUAACUUUUCUCUUUUUCUAAGGCUGACUCUACAAGAUCACUCACCAAACACAGAAAGGUUAGUCCAACAUUACUACACUAAUGGCAAUAAUUAUGGUUAUAAUUAUGUUAAUAGAGCUUGUAUAGCACUCUAAGCUGCAACUGUUUUAGUUGUUCUGGUAAGUAAAAUAAACUUUGGUGACUGAGUUUGCAGUCACCAAUUUGGUGACCUGUGUCUGGCAGUCAUGUAGGAGCUGUAUUAAUUAAAACACUACUGGUAAGGGUUUGCAAUCUAAAUUAAGUUUUCUCAAUUUCUUACUUUUUCUCAUCAGUUGUUCAUGUAUUGAACCUUGCAAUAGUACAUGAAUUCCCUCAAUGAUUGCCAGCUGACUCACUUGCCAUUUUGGCAAUUCCAGAUGCAAACCAUGUGCUCAGCAGUAUAUUGGGUUAUGCAACAUUGUGCAAACUUUCUUUUUGGUUUUUUUUUCUUUUUUUGUGGACAAAAAUUUUCUUUCUCCUGGCCAUUUUCUUAAUUUUAGUUUUCCAAAUGAUUUACCAUAAAUUGCAAAUUGAGGGUCAAGUCUGAUAGCAUGUGAUAGACAGGGAAUGUUUCUUAAAAGCAUUAAAAGUAUUGAAAAGAACAAGGGAAGUUUUAUGAAUUGAGUGACUUUAUGAAAAAAACAACAACAAAAGCAGACUCUACAGUUGUAUGUACCUGACAGUAUUAUUCCUCUAAAAAGUAGGGUACAGUACAAGGCUCUUAGCUUUUGACAAGUGAUCUUGAUUCUUUCCUUUUUGUCUGAUAUGUAAGGCAUUUUGUUGUAUAUUUUCAGAUUGCAUCAUCUUUCAGAGAUUUGUCCCUAUUUAACAUCUUCAACCUGUCAAUAAAUAUUUUACGCGAGGUAACAGUUACUCUAUCACCCAUUACAUUUCUUUCUGUUAAGAUAUGACUGUUUAGUUGAACUCUCUUAUUACAAAACAAAAGUGUAUUGUAUCUUGACUUAUUUUUUGAAGGCCUAUAACAAACAGUUGAACUUACAAGAUGGCAGUCAGGUUUGUUUCUUUCAUUGUUUUAUUCAUUGUUUUACCAUUGAUAUCAUCUAUUACGUUUUUGGAGGAAAUGUAAACACAGUGGAGGAUGAUUUGGUGUUACAAGCUCACUAUUGUUCAAAGGGCUCUUGAGGUUGAUAUUUUAUUAGUGGACAGAUAAGGGAGGGGGUGUAAAUGAAACAUUUUUGUUUUUCUUGACUCCCCCUCCACUCCCCCUCCCCUCCUCUUCCCCCUUCCCCUGUUUUUUUUCUUGCUAAUUGUCUCCUUUUAGUUAGAAAAAAUUCCCAAUUGCAUUUUCACACCUGGUAGGCUGAUAUGCUGUCACAUGAUAACAAAAUCAAUCAAUUUUUGAUUAUUUUGUUCUUUCACAAAUUAACAUGUGCUAUAGAUGCAGGCACAUUUUCAUUUUUCAAGGGUGUGCUGUCACAUGAGCUUCAACUGAUUACCAUAAGCUUACAAGUAUCAUUGUUAAUGAUUUGUCAUAAUGUUAUUGUCCCACAGCACAGUCUAAUGAGUUACCUCCUGCAACUCACAUGUAACUGUCUCUCAUUUGAUUUCAUUGGCACUUCCAUGGACGAGUCAUCAGAUGACCUUGGCACAGUCCAAAUACCAACCAGCUGGAGAGGAGGUACAGAGCAGUUGUUUGUUUUUGGCAGUAUGAUAGUUGAUAGAUCAUGUGCAUACACACUUGAACUUUGGACACCCUAGUACUGGAGGUUGUCAUUUUGGGGAGGAAAGAUUUGUCUUUAGUGUUCUUUCUUUUGUUAAUUACUGUCCUUUAGAACUUUGACUUACAAAUCAUUAAUAUUUGGAAUCAACAGUUGAUUUUUCAACAUGUUCUGUAGUGUUAUCCCAUUACCUCUGCCCUCCUUUGAGCCAUUGAAAUAUGGUGCAGGGUAAAUGUAAACACAAUGUACCUUAAUUUAUAACAUGACAGUGAAAAACCACCCCAAUUCCUUGACUGUGUGUGUAGCCUCAUCUGUAAAUAUACUCUUUUUUCUGCCCACUCUGAUUCUUAUUGAAAAUUCUUCUUAAUACCAUAACUACAGAUGACUGUAGAUGGGAGUGAGCAGCAUUAAAAACAAUCUUGUACUAUGUUUUGGUUUUGUUUGACUUGUACUUUUACUGAGUAGCUUUUCCUUACAUUCUCUUAUUUGAAACUCUUGGGUUCAAAUUUAAUGUAAUUCUGUGCUGCCUUUCACCGUUCUGACUUUUGUUUCUUAUCCCCUCAGCAUUCUUAAACUUGGCCACUCUGCAAUUAUUUUUUGAUUUAUACAGAGCUCUCCCAACUUCACUCUCUCCUAUGGUAAGUUAUCUUUUUAUAGGAUGUACAAUGAACUUUUCACAAGAUAUGCAAAACUUUUCUGAGGUAAUUAAAAAAACUGCGUUGAAAUGUUAGAUAUGUAACUGUAAAUGGCUGGCAGUUGGUGGUUUUGAAAUUAUGGACUUUUCCAACAUUUCUGAGAAUUACUGUGUAAUAGCCAGGGCAAUUCUAAUGACAUUUGAGUGACAUCUCCAAAUCAUAAGUAAAUAUAUUGCGUAGAUGUGGCUGUACUAGCAAGUAUGCACAAAAAUAUAGUCUUAUACUAAUUAUUAAGUUAUAUGCUAUUACUUUUAAUUUGUUCGCUAUAGUGACAGCACUAACUGUAAUACAAUCACGAUUAUGAAACUUGCUUAUACACAUAUAAGUACAUACAGAUGUAUAGUCAUGUACUAAGCAAUGUAUUUCAGUUACAAUGAGAGCACUUACUGUUACACAGCCAUACUUGUAAAAUUUGAUUAUAUCUUGCAGGCCCUUUCAUGUUUAGUCCAACUAGCAUCCAUCAGAAGAUCGUUAUUUAACAAUAAUGAGAGAGCGAAGUUUCUAGAACAGUUGGUUCAGGGUGUUAAGGGAAUAUUGGAGUCCCCGCAAGUAUGUUUUUUAGAUGACCAUGAACUUGUAUGUCCUGUAGUAUUUUGUGAAAGUACCGGUAUUAGGUGUUAAAUUUUUUAAUUCCUUACUUUUCUGUGCCUUUCACUGAAAAAUGGUAAAUUUUAGUUCACUGUGUAAAUUCAAAGAAGUUUCUCAGAAAAUUCAGGAUACUUUUAGUUUUUUCUGGCACAAAUGUUUAGGCAAUAAUUUGCUUUGAACAAUAUAUACACCCCCAAAGUGUCUAGCAAAUUACUCUCUGUAAGAAAUUUCCUUUGUGGCAGUUUUGGGAGAAAUUUAUCUCUGUUCAGUGAGAGUCAGCACAUUUUCUUUUACUUCAAAUUUAAGUUAAUUUUAAAAAAAAGGCCGUGAGCAAUAGUAGUGCAUCAAGAAGACCUGUAGCAGAGACCAGACUAAACACCAUCCCUUUUUCAAUGGAUGUAUUUACUAGAAAGAUUCUCUUUGGGUAGUGCACAAGUAAUCAAAAUCAAUGUUCCAGUUUGAAUAAUUUAUUUUAAUUCAGGGAUACUGGAAAAAUUAAGGGCUUACUACUCAAUUUUUUAAUUUUACUGUAGUCUCUUUCCGAUCCAAAUAACUACCAUGAGUUUUGCCGGCUGCUUGCAAGGCUGAAGUCGAAUUAUCAGCUUGGGGAGAUUGUAAAAGUGGAAGGUUACGCUGACUUUAUAGCACUUAUAGCAAAGUUUACAGUGACGAGUUUGCAGGUAAGACGAAACAAUGAAUCAUUCAGUUUAGUAUAAUUAUUUAUGUCGUAGCGUCAGUAGUGUCACUUCCUCUAACCAUGUUUGUCCACAUUGGCACUUUUGGAAUUUUCAAUUAUGUAGUUGUUGUCCUUGUGAAUAAAUUUUUUGAGUUUUGAGAUCUGUUCUGCUUCUUUGAGUGCAAAGUCAAUAUUCUUGUGUGACUGUGUGUCUUAGGAACCAAUAGGAAUAUCGAAAAAGCCUCACACUUGGUUAGCCUAUUGUCUGCUGAGCAAUAACGUUCAAUAUGUGUGGAGGUCCGCAGUAAGACAGAGGCUGGUAAUGCAGUUAAGCAAACAUCGUCAGUUUCUGUUUAAAGUCUUACACACAUCUGUCAAAAACAAAAACUGCAAAAAAUUUUGUUAUUUUCAUAACCCAUAGUUUAUAAGCUGUGAUAUAUAGGUUUCUCUGGUUUCUUCAGAAGUAGCACGCAUAGGGUGAUUUUUCCGGAAGGCACUCCAUUUUGUUGAGAGUAACCUGGGAUGGAAAGGGAUGACUUUCAAGGCCAUAAGUUGCAUGUCAUUCAAAUAGGUAGACGUCAAAGAAUACUCUUCCUGAUGCAUUUUGUGCUUUUUUUUUUUCAGAUGUGGCAGUUUGCUCCUAAUAGUUUACAUUACCUUUUGAGUCUGUGGCAAAGGAUGGUUGCUUCAAUGCCCUAUGUGAAGAACACAGAACCACACCUUCUAGUAACUUAUGCCCCUGAGGUAUUAUCCUCAUACCUAACAGUUUACAGUUUGUAAUCCACAGUAGUCAAAGGAGGCUGUUUACAAAUGGUCUGGUUUAUUUUUGUCUUUUCACUUCUUGUCUAUUGUCAGGUCACCAAAGCUUAUGUCACGUCACGGAUGGCUUCUGUUGAAGUUGUUAUUAGGUAAGGUAGGAGAUUGUACAAAGUGCUUUUCAAGUGAGUGAUGUAAAACCAAAACCAAAGUAAGUACAACAGCCAAUCAGAAGUAAGGAAAAUACCCUCAAGAGCCAAUGAAAAAUCAAAGUAAAAUUAACCAAACUGUCUGAAGCAGAAUGGUGAAGAGAUGCAAGAAAAAUAUAAGAUAGGAGGUGUUCUUUGAUUUAACACCAAAUUCUCAGAGUUGAAAGUAUGAACAGUAUAUGGGAGACAUUGUUGAGAAUUCAGUUUUAGAUCUCUAUUCUCACAAAGAAUUGGUUUGUUUCUUAGGGAUAGUGCUGAAGAUCCACUGGAUGAUUCAGGCACAGUUCAACAGCAGCUGGACCAGGUAACGUGACUGUCUUAUACAGUAUAAAAAUACUGCAAAACUACAACUUACCUUCUGGCUAGCUUCAGUCAUAAAGGGAAAGAGAUUCUGAUCUCAGAUGAAAAUGUGUACACAGGGAUUGCCUUAUAGAUGUCAAUCCACUGUGUUAGCAAAGGUUUCAUUCCGAAAUUUAUUGACAAUUUUUUGGGCACUGUUACUUAUUAAUGCAAAUUUCUAAAGACAAGUGACAAUUUUUCCUGGCCUGCAGAUAGCGGAUGCUAGUCUAGGCGGCCAGUUAGUAAAAAAUCUAAUUACAAAAAACUUAUACUUAUAGAACUGCAAAAUACAUUACAAUUCAUUAAAAUGGAUGAUAUUUUAUUUGCAGCUUUCUAUAUUUGGGAGAUGCGAUUACGAGAAAACUUGUCAGUUGCUAAUUUCACUGUUUGACCAAUCAGCUCAGCGAUAUCAAGAACUAAUACAAAACAAUUCUGCUUCAACCACGGACCUGGCCAUUGAGGAAGGUAUCAACCGAUGGGUGACAACAUAACUGGAAACAGUAUUACAAUAUUUUAUGCGUGAUUUUAAUUAACAUGUAAAACUGGCGCCAACGUUUUAAUUCAAUAGAUGCAAAACUGCCCUUCGCGCGCAGUUUGCUUCUUUUAGUUUUAGUUCUGGGUGGCUCUACAGUGUAUAGAGUACUAAUGAAGACAUGUGCAAGUAAGAUGUCUUAUGGUAAUGUAGCUGAUGAGGUCGUGUGAAAGUAAGGGUAGAGUAAAUGACUGUGAAUAUAUGAAAAUCAUAAAAUCAUUUAUGUGAACUGCUGAUAAAGACGUGAAUAUGAAAGCGACCUUCUGCACCGGUAUCUCAGAGGUCUUGGGUUCAUGGGUUCAAAUCCCGUAUAGGCCUGAAUUUUUUACAGGCCUCAUUUUUACUACUGCUCAAGUAGUGUUCAACAUUGCGGAGGUCGCUUUCAUAUUCAUGAGAGAAGGGUGUUUCGUGAAACGCACGAGAAAUUUGUAAAUUUUAUAUUUUAAACCAAGUAUGUGACUAUUAAAUAAGUUAUUGGAAGUUAUUUUGCGUCGUAAUUUUGCUUUGUAUCGGUAGUUAAUAAAGUGUCUUUUUAACUUAACUGUGAGUACGAAAGUUCCUUUUGAGAAUUUUUGUUUUGAUUAGCUUUCAUGAUUAGUUAGGUCUCGGUCCGACGACACAUUGUCGAAAAUCCCGCCAUAAACCAUUAUGAACCUUUGCCUUUGUUCUCCAGGUCGCCUUACAUGGCUUGUGUACAUUAUUGGCUCUGUUAUUGGAGGUAGAGUGUCUUAUGCAACAGUAGAUGAGUAUGACGCACUGGAUGGUGAGCUUGUGUGUAGGUAAGUAGGCUGCUGCUCAGUUGUUGCUAUUAUCGUUGUCAUGUUGUUCUAGUUAACAUCCUACUCAAUGCUCCAGUAGGUAGGCAAUGUUUUGUUAAUAGUGGAAAACUUAAGUCUAAGUUGAACUGAAUGGAAAAUUCCGUCAGGGUUUUUGUCAUCGAUGGAACACACAAGUAGAGAUUAUAUACUUUACUUGUUGUAUUCUAUUAUAACAGAGACCUAAUUCUUUGAAACGGAAUCAAGGUGAAAGCUUCAUUUUGGUACACUGUAUUUUGUAACAAAGAUUAUUGUCAUGUGCAUUGUAGUUUUUCGAUGCAGGUAAUUUUUAUUUAAUGAUUCAAUGGGCUUGACCUUAUAUUUUUUUUUCAACACCAGGCUUUUGGCUGGUUAAGCGUUAUUUGUCAUUGGGCAAAGAAAUCGUGAAUGUUAGGCAUGAAGAAAGUUAUAAUCGCUACUAUUAUUAUUUUAAUUAUUAUUAUUGCAAUUUCUUGUCCUAUUGUGCAAAACGCAGAGAUAGAGAUUAGAAAGCUUAAGAGAGGUAUUUCAAGUGAGGACUGAAUUAUUUGCAAACAGUAUAACAAUUUUUAAUUAGAUAAAUUUUUAAGUAACAAUGAUAGCAAUUAUUAUAGGAAGAGUAACAGGAGUAAUAGUUGAUUGUGUACUCUCUUUGUUUGGCUUAAUGUAUUCCUGAAAACGAUGGUUUGAAGGUGACAUUAUUGACUGACAUUUCGACGAAAAAGUCCAUUUUUUUCGUCUUCUCUCGAAUGUUGUCGCUUCGCAGCUCUACCAUGGAGCCACAGAAAUUCUCUGUGGUGAACUUAGCCUUUUUAAGGUUCAUAUGUCAGUGACAUGCGCACAGCAUACUUCUGUGAUCGGUAAUUCGAAAGCGUUAUGUGCGUAAACAGAAAAAGAGAUCAGUAAAUUUUGAGCUCGGUAAUGAAACAGAGAAAGAUGUUUUGCGACGUUUUGUCGAAUCUGAUUCCCCAUGAGUGGUCGAUCCUCAAUCAUUCGGACGACCAGCCCCGAAGUCUUCACUUAACUCUCAGGACAAUUUCCUGCUUGUCAGGAUGUCGAAAUGAUAGUCACUGGUAUUGGCAAAUGUCAUUUUCAGGCAGGACUCCCCUCACCCGAAUGAUUAUUGUAUACAGAGCUUUUUUUUUUCCUUGCUUUUGUUGUUUUUUAUAAGGGUAUUGCAGCUGAUGAAUCUUACAGAUUCUCAGCUUUCUCAACGAGGAAGUGAGAAGUUAGAGCUGGCCAUUCUGAGUUUCUUUGAACAGUUUCGGAAGAUGUACGUUGGAGAUCAAGCACAGAAGACAUCUAAGGUGAAAAAGAAAUGAGUUUCCUUACACUCAAGGCACUCGAAAGACACCUCACUGUGUUAUAAAUUCAAAAGGAUCACUUCAUCACGUCUGACAUAACCAUGUUCUUUAAGAGAGUAUGUUUCUUUAUGUAAAGACUUGGUUUUUACGAUUUUAAGUGUAUGUAAAUCCAUGAUUAACUCAAACUUUUCAUAGCUUAAAGUAAAAUACGUCAUAGUUGAGCUGAGUUUUCAAAAAGGAAUCAAAACUCUUUAGGCAAGAAAAUUUUGAUCAAGCCUGGUGCGGUCACCAAGUAACUUUUGUUCUCUUCUAACAAACAGGUUUAUAGGCGACUUUCAGAGAGACUUGGCCUUCACGAUGAAUCAAACGUUCUGAGUGUCUUUAUGGGGAAAAUGUAAGCGGCUUUUGUUGUUUUUGUUGUUGUUGUUGUUGUUGUUUUUUUUUUAAAUUCUCAUUUCCACUCUCCUCCCUUCCAGCGAACUUUGCUUCGCACUCGUUAGUGUGGACCUUUGGUGGGUCGUUCCAAGCUUUUCGCUUGUGUGGGUAGAAAUUAAACCCUUAGUGAUCACAAUGGCCACCGAGAUGUCUUAUCUUGUUUUUAGAAUCACGAACAUGAAGUUCUGGGGCACCAGUGAAGCCAUCAUCUCUAAAACCUUGCAGCUUCUGAGUGAUCUAUCCGUUGGAUAUCCUUUUUAGCGUUGUCUACCAAUUCAAGUUUAUACAACUUAACAAUAAGGUUAUAAGCUCGAGAUUUCUAUCGCUUGAUAACUGAUAGGAGUGAUACCCCAAUCAACUAUCGUGCACAGAAAAAGAGAGUGAAUAACAAACUAUGUUAGUACGGAUCUUCUAGUUGUUAGCAACAAGAAAGGCUCGUGUUUUUGUUGAAUAAUGAUUAAAAUAAGAUCACGCUACGUGCUACUCUCUUUACUCAUCAUCCUUUACAGAAUAGAUAUAACAAUCGUGAUACCCAGUUUCAAUAUCAAGCAAACUUGAUUGGUUAUCUUUAUGAGGGUUUCUUUUACAGACCUUUAGUUUCUCAGAGCUGUUGAAGUCAGCUGGUAAUAUUGAUAAAACGGAAAUCUUGCCAGCGAAGUUCAAACAAAUUUUUAUUUGGUGUUAAAAGUAAGAGCGAGUCUUGAGUCAGUCAUUUGAAUCAGGGCACAUCUGUGAAACUUUCCAUGCCUUCGUGAUGUUAGUGUUCUUGAGUUAUUGUUUUUUUUUCGCAGGUUUAUGCAUUGCAAAAGCAGUUAGCGCAGCGUUUUCAUUUUCAAGUUAUUAUAAAGAAGUAGCUGUGCUUUAACGUGUUUUAUAAUUAUGCCUUAACAUGACGUAACUAUAGCAGCGCUCGCAAAUUGGUGAAGUUGGAAGCUGUACAGUUUGUGCUCAACAAUCAUACGGUACGUUUGUUUUAUGUUGUGAGUUUUAGUCUGACUCAUACAGACCAGUCCUUUUUUCUGACUUAAUUCCUCUUAUUUACUGAAGCUGAUGUAAUUAAAAACAAAUCUUUUGUCGGAAAUUACUUUGAUUACAGCUAGGAAAGUCAUGAAAAUAAACUUGUUCUCUCUGUUUUCCCUUCCAGAGUGAGCACUUUCCAUUUCUGGGAUCGCACGCUUCUCGAGCGUACAAAGACAUGCGCAGUAGAACCACAUUUUAUGUUGCCCUUGGCAGAUUGUUGAUGGUAGACUUAGGCGAAGAUGAGGAGAAAUUCGAAUCAUUCAUGUCUCCGAUUACAAGUAAGAAUUGAUUUUGUUGUUACAGUGAAACAAAUGCGAUAAAAGUGCACAUAAAUCCACCCAUCCUGUGGUGACAUUACCAACAAAUAGGUAAAGUUAUAAAGGACACCCACGUUUUGCGGGAAACGCUGCAAGACACUCUCGAUCGCGCUGUUCCCUUUUAAGAUUCCUAGUACAAUAACCAACGGCAUAAUGAACUAGACGAGAUCUCGCGCAAAUUUUGGCAGAUUGUUAUCUUCUCAAUCUCGUUAUCUGCCACAUCACUAUUUAUUUUUCUUCUUAUUCAAUUCAUUUUUUUUUUAAUUUUCAGCCACCAUGGACUCAGUAGCGAGUCAUUUGGUUUCUGUUGGAAACAAUGCUUUCCAACAAGAGGAGACGAAGGUAUUUUCGUUUUUUUGAUAUGUUCUGUUAAGAAACCCAUUUGCACCUAAGCCCUGUUUCCAAGUUUGAUUACCGUAUUCAAAAUUGUUGGAAACUGUUCUUGAUGAGAGUGAUGUACACCACUUCAGUAGUAGUGAAAGUAGAGCCUUAAAAAACUGUUUAGUUAAUCUGAACGCCACGAGCAUGAUAUUCAGUUUUGAUCGCAUGGUGUAAUGUAGUUACCUGGCCGAGGGUAGCCCUGAAAAGGACGGCUGUUUGCCAAAAGAAAAUCGUUAUCGUUGUCGAAUCAACGGUUGUUUGUCUGUGUUUUGUCAUAAGUCUGGUUUUCGAAUAGUUAUGGUAGUGUUCCUUUUGCAGCGUACCUUGGUUGGUCUCUGUCGAGAUAUACGCGGACUCGCUUUUGCGUUCAACAGCAAGUCCAGUUAUAUGAUGCUCUUUGAUUGGAUGUAUCCUUUAUAUUGUAUUGGUUACUGCGAUUUUCAGUUGAGUGAGGCGCGGGAAGUUUGGCGUUAAAAUCGUGUUGUUGUCACGGGUAACUGGCUCCGUUUCCAGGGGCAACGUGUCGGCAGGCUCUCAUGUUUGACAGUUGGCGACGCACACCUCUUGAGAUUCGGUUACCACUGUAAACGAGGAAAGGGGGAAGGUUACCCGUGACGACACCGUAAUUAUCGGUCAAAACCCGGUCACCAAACUUUUUCUGCGUCUCACUCAACUGAUAAUUAACAACUAUUCACCGAAGUGAAGGUGGCUUGGUGGCACUGAGGUGAAUACUUCUCUUAGUUUGUACUAAAAAAGUGAUUUUAACUCAUUUAUUCCCGCAACAAUUAGAAUAUUUCGGGCGCAAAUCCCCAGCGAGUUACUCGGUGAAUGGCACUGUUUUAGGUUAUAGUAGCCAUGACUAGUCCAACGAAACGUCAGCACAGGUUCCAUUUCAGAAGAAUAACCUUAACUAUCUCAAGCUAUCCCACAUACACGUCUGUUCUCCUGCGUGCGAUCGAAUGGUGGUAUCACGAUCCUAACGUGUCCACACCAGUGUUAAAACUCAUGGCUGAACUUGUGCAGAACCGUUCACAGAGAUUACACUUCGAUGUUUCCUCGCCAAAUGGAAUCCUACUUUUUAGAGUGACCAGUGAAAUGAUCGUAGCUUACGGUAAUUUAUUCUGUAUCUUUUACUGAUUUCCUGUUCUCAAGGAACUUUUAGUGACAGGAAGUAGUAAGGAAACGUCCCAAUGAAGGAGAAAGAUUUACUGAUUCUGUUUAAACAACCUCACCUUACUUUGAUGAAAGUAAUAACUCGUCCUUAGGCUCGAUCUUUCAUCUUUAAUGAGAUGGUUGACUUCUAUCGAAACUCUCACCUCAGUGGAGAGAACAUUUCUGUGCUUUAUUCAAAGAAUAAUUUCGUAUUUGUACUGUGUUUAGUCUAAUGAGUUUCUUCAGUGCACAUUCGGUUCAAUGUUGUCGAGCAGUCCCCAACAUUUCAAUGUUUUGGUGUUAAACUUUUUGUAAUGCCAUCGAUUAUUGAAAGAAAACCAUUCAUUUUUAGGGACACGAAUCCUUACUUUAACAGACACGCCAGAGGACCAGAUGUAUAAAUUAAAGUAUCCUUUGAUGCGUCGAUAAUUUAAGUCCCUUAAAUUAAACUGUGAUUAGAUUACGUACCAAGUUGAACCACAGUAGGACGUCUUGGUCAGCCAUAAUGCACAGUAUAAAGUCCGUUUAAUGAAAGCAUCGUAUGUAGAUAAUAAGGAAGACAGCAACAUCCUAAUGCCAGGGGUUCACUCAGAUUUGUCUUUGUCCUACGCUUGUGAGAAAAGUAAUAACUACUUUCUUGAUUCGACGACCGAGCACACAAUUUACUAUCUAUUUUACUCGAAACGCCUCCCACAUCGCUGAUCCUUAAAGUAAGUAGGACGCCAGUGAUAUGUGUACCUAUUGAAUUGCCCAGCUUUUUACUUACGAAAUUCGCAAGGCAUGACUUGUAAAACGCAGGCUUUUUGAUCUGUACUGGCGUAAGGAAUCAGUAGAUCAAUUGGAUUGGGGGGGGGGAGUUAGGGGAAAGGGGGUCAGUUGUUUGUAACCAUAACGGUUCGAGGCUAAAAUUAAUUAUAGGGAAUUUCUUAUUUCACAUGGUAGGAUAUUUUUGUACCAGUAUAGGGGAUGAGUAGGGCAAUGUGGCUCAUUAGUUUGUAACCCUAAUGUUUUGCUUUCUACUUAUCCCUCUUGGACACUUUCCAUAACAAUUGGCUUUUCUGAGUGUUCCUUGCUAAUGACAUACUGUGAACUUUCUUUUUUUAAUCGGUCUCUUUACUCUUAACUGAGUAGACGUGACUUAAAGCUAGAACUUUAGUCAUACGCGAAACUGUCAUGGCUUAGUGUAAAAUUAUCAUUUCCAGAAGCUUAUGAAGAUGAGUCAUGGGAAAUUCUUAAUUUUCAUCUUUGUCCGUUAGGGUAUAUCUUUAAACUAAGUGCCCGGUAGUGCGGUGGUUGAUACUUCCCUUUGAACCCUGAAGUGCAGAGAGUUAUACUUACUAUUGAUUGCCAUAUUCAGGUUAAAACAAAAACAAAACAACAAAGACAAUGUAACACUGGAAAACUUAAUCCGCCAUCUAACUCACUUAGCCAAGAGAAAGUGUUUCUUUCAUCCCUAACUAUCCUGCAGACUCAAAGGAAUCUCGAUUUGCUUUUCCAUUUUAAAGGCUGCCUUGUGUGGCGGUUAUGUUAACUUUGGUGUGUUUGGUUUGUACGGUGACAAUGCUUUGGAGAAAGCGUUGAAAACGUUCGUAGAACUGUUAUCUUCAAUUCCUCACAGCAAUUUACUGGUACGUUGUCUUACUGAAUUGUUGUUUGAUGUACUUACUGAAUAUCAUCUUAUAUGUAGCUUGUAUCAGGAAAUACUUCCACAAAACUAAGAACGAAAUAUUCAGGGUACACAAACAAUGGCGUAGCUCCUAUGAAAACCAUUCAGGCCCUUCAAUGCGUUUUGUUCUCCAUAAAAUGAUACUGCCAGCGUAGUAACACAGUUUUCUCUUACAGGAAUAUCCUAAACUGAGUCAAUCAUAUUAUGCUCUGCUGGAGAUUCUAACGCAGGAUCACAUGAAUUUUCUUAGUAGUCUUGAACCUCGAGUAAGUAGUCCUCCAUUAGGUUUCGCAAGUUUUUUUUUAAUAACAGGCAGAGUAAAUGGUGAGCAAUUUUCCGUUGACUGAGAAGUAAUCCGAAAUUUCACUAAUUUUGCACCAUUACGCUCUGCAGUUGGUUCAAAAAACUCGCACCACCCUCUCGACCAAUAUCAGAUGCAACACAAAUCGUGACGUGGUAAUCCGCGUUUCUCCGCACUUUACGCAGCUGAUAUCUUUUCACCCAAUUUUCUAGUCGGUUCCCCUUGACAUAUUAUCCCCUGUUCUGAUUGGACGCGUUGUGAUUCAUUUGGUUUACGACUCAAAAUACGUUUUAAUCGAUUUUAAGGCGCCCUUAGUCGGGCAUACCCUGUAUGAUAACAUCUCACGGAAUUUGUUAUGCAAACUAGAUUUGAAAGUGAUUUAUGCCGCGAAUUUAAAACGAUUCUUUAUUCAUUUUACAGGUAUUUAUGUAUAUAUUAUCCUCCAUAUUGGAGGGCCUUACAGCUUUAGGUGAGGAAGUGCUUUUUGUUGUUACUGAAGUACACGUAGUGUAUCCAGUUUUUGCGUGUGCUAUGAUUAGUUUAAAAAAUGCUCAACGCCGUAAUGUAUUCAAUUCUGUUUUGGAAUGCGACGUUCUGACUGCACCUGCCAGCACCUUUCAGGUAAUGAGGUGGACUGGCAACGCGUCUCCUUACGAAACAUUAUAAUCGACUGUGAUUGACCCGUUCUUAUCAGCUGUGAUGGGUACAUGGAACAAGUGUGUGCUCAGCGUUUCGCUUUCGUAAGACUCCCCAUUUGUUAUGUCUUGAUUGUGGGGAUCCAUGCGUCAGGGAAUUUUAUUCCACUGAUGCUUUUGAUGUUGAUUGGGUAGGAUCCUAUGUGAGUCACGCGCGCAAUUGACUACAUCGUGAGACAAACGAUUAUAUUUCAUUAGCGCAUUCACCUCCACAGAUCACUAGAAUCCAUGAGUUGACUAUGUUUUCGUUUUUCUUGCAAGACAUUAUGGUCUGCACAGGAUGUUGCGGCACACUAGACUUCAUAGUGACUCACUUGUACAAAACGCUAUCCAAGAGACGGAAGAAAAACUUAACUGGUAUGGAACCGCAACCACCAUGUUUACGAAUAUUAGAGUCCCACCCGGAAAUGAUCCAACAGGUCAGUUGAACUAAGUGUUCUCGUUUUCUUACUUGAUUUCGGUUCUUCUUAAAAAGAAGCGGGAAAGAAGUGGAUAAUGGGUGGGUGACAGUUUUUUCGUCAGAAGGGAAGACCGUACAAUUUAAAAAAGAUUCAGAAAUUAAGCCACCAUAAUCAUACAAAGAUGUGAUGAUAUGACGGGAGCCACAACCUUUUUUUAGUCCUUCUGCAGGAGGAUCACCUGUACAUUUACUGUAUAUUUAACAAAGGAUUUUUUUUUAGUUUACUUUUUGUAUACUGCUAAAACAUUUUCGAUCAAACACUAAAAACUGUUGAGGUUCAAUACAGAUAAUCAGAGGAUUGUCGUUGAAUUGUAGGGCGAUUUCAAGUAGACGGCCAUGACAUUUCAAAAGGUGGUUUAGUCUUAUUUUAUUUUGUUUUCUAUUCCCCAGCCAAAAAUCUCAAAUCUCUUUUCCCCUUACUAAAAUAAAGGCAAGGCCCUCAGACUAGAAUUCCACAGGAGAGGGUAUGUUGACGGUGACCGCAGCUCGUGUUUGUUGGUUUGAUUAUUAUUAUUUUUUUACUUUAGAUGCUGUCGACAGUAUUGAACAUUGUCAUGUUUGAAGAUUGCAAAAACCAGGUAAUUAUAACAUCUGUUAUAACCUUUGCACAUCGUUCUCUCGGCGUGCUUUCGGCUGGCAACUCUGGACGUUGAAACAUCACAGCGAAAUUAAUUUCUUUUCUCCCUUUGCAGUGGUCAAUGUCCAGGCCCCUCCUCGGCCUUAUUCUGCUUAACGAGAAGGUAAGAUAAAAGUCUGAGGUGCCGGGUUUUUUUUGUCAAGCGAGCGUUCGUAAACUUAAGCCGCCAUCUUAGAUUUUUAAAUAGAAGAAAGCUGGGAAAAGAAACAGGUCACUUCCAAGAGAGUGGACGACAGGGAAGAGGAAAGCAGCGAUUAGGGGGAAGGGGGAAAAAAUACGCAUUCCCGGAGAGUUUCUGAAACAGAGCCUAUGAUUGGUGUGGCGUAUUUUCCCUGUUGUGUUGCUUAUUAAUCGCCUGCCAAUUUCACAGAGGUUGCCUGUGGAAAAGUUUAUCAAAGGUGAAAUUUAUUAGUUCUUUUUUCCACUGUUUGUGGAAAUAUCUGAAGCGGAACGUAUCAGGAGGUGCUCUCAUUAAGAAGCCUUUCCGGGUGGUUGAGUGCUCGGUUUUGCCCGACCCUCGCUCUCCCCGUCUUCUCUUUCACUAAAUCAAAGAUGACGGCUCAAUGAACGAUCGCGAGCUAGAGAAAAAGUGAGAAUUCUUUUUGAUUGCUCACUCACUGUAUCCGAUUGCCUUUCAUUACGAGUGCCUCUCUGUUCUUAAAGCAAAAGGGAAGUCAUCUUCUUUUCAUCAUUUAUUUUCACUCUGUCGUUUUCAGUUAUUCCUCUACCUUGAAUCCUUUCAAUUUUGUCUUUUUAAAUGUGACCUGAAAUUAAUACAUAUUCCAAUAAACUUUUUGAAAAAUUCAAAAGGAUUGGUAUCGUUUCGUGCUUUAACCUUGUUGAUUCGACCAGAUCUUCAAGGCCCGUGGUGUUUUGAGCCUCACUCAAGCUUGUUAUGUUUUUCAAGAGUGGUCAGUCUCAAAAUGCUCCUUUCUUACCAGGCAGACAGGUAUAAAUACGGUGUGACAAUGAUCUAAGAGCGGUCCGAUCGCAUGUAGGGAUGCCACUAUAGUCAGUCUUGGUCCCAAGGACUUACGAUUCGACACCGUGUUUCUAAUGCAACUUUACACCGGUAAAAAAAACGUUUGUGGUUAUUUCAGUAUUUUCAAGAGCUACAGCGGAAUGUUAUCGCGAUGCAGCCGCCGGAGAAACAAGAAGAUAUGGCGCAGUGUUUUAGAAAUCUUAUGGACGGGGUAGAACCAUCGCUCAUCACCAAAAACAGGGACAGGUCAGUACUUUCGAGAACAACAAUCCGUACGUCCGUACGAUGAGUUGGUAAUAUGGAAUGACUUCGUUGAAACUUCGCGUGAAAUAAGUGUGUUGAAUGAAAAAAGUAGAUUAAAUUUCGUUAUUUGAUACAGGUUCACCCAAAACUUAUCAAUAUUCAGACGGGAAGUGAACAACUCACUGAAGGCUUCAAGCAAUGGAGGAGGCACAGCAGGCAAAGUGGAUGGAGGGGUGGAUAUGGUGGCGUGAUUACAACUUUUGCGGACCGACCAACCGGUCGAUAAGUUGAUCACCACUUUCGGGAUAAUCAUUAGGAAAGCGCGGUAGGAAGGAAGAGAUCGGGAUCAAUCGCAUCCAAUGGAGACGCGGUAGUCAGGACUUGUGUUUGUUUCCUGAAGGGACCAAGUAAUUACGCAGAGAAAACAAUAGCUAGAACACUAUAUUGCUCCAUCACGAGCCGCUGGCCUCGUAGAGCGUUUGAUGCAAACGGUGUCCUGUAAUAGAACAUUUAUUGCUCUGCCAGGUAGCGCGCAGUUAAAAAAGGGAAGACGAAAGGAUAGCCAAGCUUUUCUUGACACAGAAGAGUAACUCAAAAUAGAAUCGUAUGUUUGAUUGAAAUACGUAGUGCAUACUGUUUAGAAAAAUUAGCUUCUGUAAUGGAAUUUUUUCCUCUUAAUUCGACUCAGUAAAACUCAGAAAUCUUUACCGCACCCCACUGGGGAAGACAAGCAUGCGCGUUUCCUGGAUCUGCCUUUAUUUCGUCUCUCGUAAAGACUGGAUGAAAUUUGAUCAUUUCGACGUGGCUUUUCCCAGAGAGAUGUAAAGGUUUGCUUGCAAAAUUGUGCCUGUACUUCAGUAAAUUAGGAUUAAAUAAAUGUCUCCCUUAAGUAUUUUCUAGGAAAUAAAGUAUAUCAGAA